Mycotypha africana is the source of this 1110-nucleotide messenger RNA. RefSeq names its product CoA-transferase family III domain-containing protein. The coding region runs from base 1 to 1110 and encodes 369 amino acids. The record is from RefSeq and is a predicted model, not a curated record. Lineage: Eukaryota; Fungi; Mucoromycota; Mucoromycetes; Mucorales; Mycotyphaceae. The transcript is spliced from 6 exons. Gene Ontology annotation, cellular component: mitochondrion. Gene Ontology annotation, biological process: bile acid metabolic process. Gene Ontology annotation, molecular function: alpha-methylacyl-CoA racemase activity.
AUGCCCUUGUCAGGUAUCAAUGUCUUUGAAAUGGCAGGCCUUGCACCAGCUCCUUUUGCUGGCUUGAUUUUAGCUGAUUUUGGUGCAAACGUUAUUCGUAUUGACAAGACGGAAAGUUUCAAUGCAGACGUUUUAAACAGGAACAAGCGUUCCAUUGCUCUAGAUUUGAAAAACAAACUAUCCAUUGAGACGUUGUUAGAGCUUUUCAAAAAAGCAGAUGUUUUGUUAGAUCCAUACCGUCCUGGUGUCAUGGAGAAACUAGGACUUGGCCCUGACACUCUUCUCAAAAAUAAUCCCCGCUUGAUCUAUGCAAGGUUAAGUGGAUAUGGACAGUCUGGAUCAACAGCAGCAGGGCACGAUAUCAAUUAUUUGGCAAUUUCUGGUGCCUUGAGCUUUAUGGGUAGGAAGAGUGAAGCUCCCUUCUUUCCAGCGAACAUGUUGGCGGAUUUCGCAGGCGGGGGACUUAUGUGCGUAAUGGGUAUCUUGAUGGCUCUUUUUGAGCGUACACGGUCGGGUUUAGGUCAGGUGAUUGAUGCCAAUCUAACUGCAGGCACGGCCUAUUUGGCUACGUUCCCAUAUCUGAUGCAGAAAUUUGGUUUAAUCUGGGAGGGUAAAAGAGGAAGCAAUAUGCUGGAUGGCGGCGCACACUUUUACGAGACUUAUCAAACAAAAGAUGGCCUUUAUAUGGCAGUUGGUGCAAUAGAACCACAAUUUUACGCCGCCCUAAUUGGCAAACUUGGAUUAGAUCAAGCUACCUUACCGAAUCAAAUGGAUAGAGAAACAUGGCCCUCAAUGAAAAAGCGUUUCCAAGACAUCUUUUUGACAAAGACGCAAAGCGAAUGGACUUCUAUCUUUGAGGGAUCGGAUGCAUGCGUAACACCGGUCUUAUCCUUCAACGAUACGAAAGACCACACUGCACCACCGCAACCUGCACCCAUUCUACAUCGAACGCCUGCCAUCAAAAGCACUUCAGCCGAUACGGAUCUCGAUCAUGCGUUUCUUGAGCCUGGAAAGAAUUCUAUGGAAGUGCUACUGGAAUUCAAGAUUGAAGAAAAUCUGAUAAGAAGACUUCUUGCAUCAGGUGCCUUGAAAAGCAAGUCAAUGCUGUAG